Messenger RNA from Dentiscutata erythropus, 1080 nucleotides. The record is from the annotation of a GenBank genome assembly. Lineage: Eukaryota; Fungi; Glomeromycota; Glomeromycetes; Diversisporales; Gigasporaceae.
AUGUCUGAUCAUUCUGAAUUAAUUGAACGUUUUACCGCGUCUGUUUCUUGUGACGAACAACAAGCUCGAUUCUAUUUGGAAGCGAAUAACUGGGACCUCAAUGCUGCGGUAGAUAAUUAUUAUGAACAUGACGGAAAUGAUGUAGAAGGGGAAAAUGCUGAAGGCUCGUUCCAAGAAACACGAGUUCCUGCGCCUCAUGGCACAGCUUCUGGCUCAACACAAAAAAAAAAUUCCCAAUAUGCUACUUUGCGUGAUUAUGAUAAGGAGCAGUCGGAUGAAGAGGAAGAGGAAGAAGUGCGCGAAAAUCUAUUUGCCGGCGGUGAAAAAUCUGGAAUCUUCAUGCAAAAACCCGGCAAGCCAAGAUCAUUAGUUGAUGACAUUCUCAAAAAGGCAACUGAAGGUGGGCGUGGAUAUGUUGAAGAACCUGAAACUACACCAAUUCCAAGCACCUUUACUGGCACUGGUUACAAACUUGGAAGUGAUGAAGAGCCUUCAGUUGAAGUGAACUCAUCAGAACCUUCCACCGUUGAGCCACCCAGAACGGUUGUCCGUCAUUUGACAUUUUGGAGGGAUGGGUUUAGUAUUGAGGAUGGUCCCUUAAUGGCAUAUGAUGAUCCAGCAAACGAAGAAUUCCUUAAAGCUAUUAAUAAUGGACGUGCACCUUUGACUUGGCUAAAUGUAAGAUAUGAUCAACCAGUGGAUAUUCGUGUGGAACGUAGGCUGGAUGAGGACUAUAAACCACCACCUAAACAACCGAUCAAGCCAUUCUCAGGUUCCGCGCAAAGGCUCGGCAGUCCAACACCAACAGUUGCAACUAGUAGUACACCUGUUAUUGAUGAAUCACUACCGAUAACAUCCAUUCAAAUUCGUCUUGGUGAUGGAACGAGAAUGCUUGCUAGAUUCAAUCAUACUCAUACCGUUGCCGAUAUUCGAAAUUUUAUUAACGCUUCGAGAGUUGGAGAAGCAACACGCAACUACGUUUUACAGACAACAUUUCCAUCUAAGGAUCUUAAGGACGAAUUACAAACUUUGACAGAAGCAUCUCUUCUUAAUGCAGUAGUUGUGCAACGAUAUACCUAA